AUGUACCCGGCUGUCCUCUUCCUCCUCCUCCUCCUGGCCCCCUCCCUGCAGAAGGAGCGGGACUUCUACACCUUCAAGGUGGUGAAUAUCAGGGGCAAGCUGGUGUCUCUGGACAAGUACCGGGGAUCGGUGUCACUGGUGGUGAAUGUGGCCAGUCAGUGUGGAUACACAGAUGGUCACUACAAAGCGCUGCAGAAGCUCCAGCGGGACCUGGGGCCUUACCACUUUAAUGUCUUGGGAUUCCCAUGUAAUCAGUUUGGACAUCAGGAGCCAGACACUGAGCGUGAGAUUGACCAGUUUAUCAGGAAGCAGUACAAUGUGUCCUUCCCCAUGUUCAGCAAGAUAGCCGUCACCGGUAUUGGAGCCAAUGCUGCAUUCAAAUAUCUGACUGAGUCUUCCGGCAAAGAACCAGACUGGAACUUCUGGAAGUAUCUGAUUGGUCCAGAUGGUAAAGUGGUGAAUGCAUGGGGUCCAACCGUUUCCGUGGAAGAGAUUAGGCCACACAUCACAGAACUCGUGAGGAAGCUGAUCCUGAAAAAGAAGGAUGAACUAUGA
Staurois parvus is the source of this 555-nucleotide messenger RNA. Lineage: Eukaryota; Metazoa; Chordata; Amphibia; Anura; Ranidae. The record is from the annotation of a GenBank genome assembly.